AUGCAAGACGAUGUCGGUGUUCGGACCAUCACCAAGCUAGCACGCCAUGUUCGCCCAGAAGACCGCGUCGCAUACUUCAACAUCCGGUACAACUAUGAGGGUGGCUACUCCCAUCCCCUCCACGUCGCAGGGAUGAGAAACAAUAUCGAGCAAGCAAAGAAGCUCCUAGAGCUUGGCGCGGAUGCUAAGGCCAUGUGCCACAAUCUCACACCCUUGCUGUCAGGGGGGCAACUCCAAACUCUCGGGGCCAUCGGUCUCUACAAGGUUCUUGAGGAUUGCGAGUGGAAGGCAACCCUCAUUCCCAUAGUGUCCCAGAACUGGGAUGUCUCUUUCCUUAUUCUUCGAGAAGAUUGUUCGCCAAUUUUGGCGCAAAGUCUUGAGGAGAGUGAUAGGGCAAUCACAAUAUUCCACCUUGCUGCGCUACAAAACGAUCUCACCAUCAUGGCUAGAAUGGGGAACAUACGGCCAGGCGGCCUCGAUAUUCGAAUGCCCAAGUCAGGAAAGACAGCUCUCCAUCUCGCAAUUCAACAUGAAAGAGCAACCAUUUUCGAUAUUCUCCUUCCUCGCAGCACGUUGAACGGUAUAUACAACGAAGACGGCGCAAAUGUUCUCCACUUUGCCAUUGAGGAAGUCUACAUGACAACUCAUGCUCCCACACGUCGAUGGCUUGCCCAGAUUGUGAAGCGUCUGCUUGACCAAGGAGCGGACCCGAACGAGCCCAAGUCCGACCUUCUGAGACGAACUCCUCUCCUGCUGGCCACAGAGGCCGUACGCUACGAUUGGUACAGGGUCUGGCGAGAGGUCAAGUCCAUCAUCGACCUCCUCAUCCAGAAAGGUGCCAAUGUGAACAACCCCGAUAGCACUGGAGCAACGCCACUGGUCACGGUGCUUAACAGGGUCAUCAGUGAGAGUGACCAUGGCUCAAUGCAGACCAUGUUUUUGGACUUGAUCCAAAACCAUGGCGCCAACAUCAACUUCCGGCCCCCAGGCUCGAAGUCGAUAACGUUUCGACUCAUCGACGCCCCCGCCAUGGCCACCCUCUGCAAGAAGGUGGUCGCGUUGGGUGGCACCAUCGCUCAAGACGAGGUCCCCGAGAAAUGCGAGUACGAUAUCAUUGGUCUUCACGGGUCGGAAAUUUCCGACCAAGACAUCAACCGGGCAUACGAGCAUGCCAUGUGCGUCGGCAAAAAGCCCUUGUUUCUGCGAGUUCGGGGGUCCGGUCGUCCAUACACCGGGGGGGACGCCAAACUAAUCUGGAGGACGCUGAAGCAGUCGGGAGCAAGUCUCCCAAAGUUCACCAGCCAGCUACUCCAGAUAGACUGGAGGUGUGUCGAGGCCCAAACGGGCAUGUCCUUCCUGCACCUGGUGGUCGACAAGCUGGCCAGGAAGGCCGAGUACACGGAGAAGAUGGCGGUGGCGGACGUGAAGGAGCUGACAGGGAAUCAGCGACGGUGGCGCUGCUUGGUCAUGUACCGUGACCCGGAGGGCAAGACUGCCCUCGACAGGGUCACGGACAUGGACCAGCAGUUCCCGUUGCUGGUGGGCGAGCUGACCAAGAGGUACACGGCUCAGGCAAAGAAGCCUGAGCUGUGCCAGGCAGCUCGGGACUUGGAGCAGGGGGUGCGCCAAGUCCAGCAGAACCAGUAG
Messenger RNA from Fusarium vanettenii 77-13-4, 1647 nucleotides. RefSeq lists its product as uncharacterized. The record is from RefSeq and is a predicted model, not a curated record. Lineage: Eukaryota; Fungi; Ascomycota; Sordariomycetes; Hypocreales; Nectriaceae. Gene Ontology annotation, molecular function: protein binding. The coding region runs from base 1 to 1647 and encodes 548 amino acids. The transcript is spliced from 2 exons.